This is a messenger RNA of Brassica rapa (field mustard), 477 nucleotides long. RefSeq lists its product as uncharacterized. NCBI's taxonomy places the organism in Eukaryota, Viridiplantae, Streptophyta, Magnoliopsida, Brassicales, Brassicaceae. The record is from RefSeq and is a predicted model, not a curated record.
AUGCUGGAAGACUUAACAGUCAGACUCCCUCUCAUGAGUGCAAUCCCGUUGAUGCCAUCCAUGAGUAGCUUUGUGAAAGGACUGAUUUCUGGAAAGAUAACCGAUGACAGUGAGUUCAUGGUGGUCUCCAAAGAGUGCAGCGCUGUUCUCCAGAACAAAAGGAUCAAGAAACUGGGUGAUCCUGGAAAAUUUGUCCUAUCCAUCCAAAUAGGGAGAACAGUCUUCUCGUGUUCGCUAGUCAAUAUGGGAUCAAGCAUCAACCUCAUGCCAUACUCUGUAGCUAAGCGCCUUGGAUUCACGGAUUUCAAACCUACCAGGAUGUCCCUAGUGUUUGCUGAUCGAUCAGUGAAAUCUCCAGUCGGAAUUAUCGAGGAUAUCCAAGUUCUGGUUGGGAACACACUUGUCCCUGCCGUUUUCUUUGUUCUGGAACUCGAGGAAGAGUCAAAGGAUCCUUUUCUCUCCAUUCUCCUCGCCUAG